Molecule: messenger RNA, 1533 nt
Organism: Opisthocomus hoazin
Lineage: Eukaryota; Metazoa; Chordata; Aves; Opisthocomiformes; Opisthocomidae
Source: RefSeq, a predicted model, not a curated record
AUGACUGUGCUUAAGGAUGCUGUGGCAGCAGGACAGGUCUCUGCAGACGCAGGCAGCCCGGCGUUCGCCAGCCGGACCCGCACCGACGGGCAGAUUACCCCGAAAAGCUGCCAGACCGGGAAAAUUUCUACAGCGGAGACGGCAGUACAGUCUCAUACGAGGCGCGAUGCCGGUGUGCAGACAGAUCCAAGUCACGAUGCUGUCCAAGGCUGCCAGCAAGAAGUCCAAGUGGAUUACACUAGUCUUCUGUUGUUCCUUCGGAGAGUGGAAGAUGCUGUUAUCAAAGAGCUAAAUGAAAACUGGAAAAGCCGUGCCUUUGAUGGCUUUGAGGUGAACUGGACAGACCAGAACGAAACAGUGUUGUGUUUGCAUGCGUUGUCGUACCCAGAAGCUCAGGAUCAAAGCCUACAGGUUACCGGUGUCUCGUGGAACGCAACCGGCUCCGUUGUUGCAUGUUCGUAUGGCCGGUUGGAUGAUGGGGACUGGAGCACAGAAAAAUCCUACGUCUGUACCUGGAAUCUGGACAGAAGAGGGUUGAAUCCCCAGUGCCCUGACCUGGUGGUGGAUGUUCCCAGUUCUGUCAUGUGCCUGGCCUUCCACCCCUCCCAGCCUUCACUGAUAGCUGGUGGCCUUUUCAGUGGGGAGCUGGUGGUGUGGGAUACCAGCAGGACAGAAGACCCUGUGGUCUGGAGGACGGGGAUGACAGAUGACACGCACACCGAUCCCGUCUAUCAGGUUAACUGGUUACCUGACGCCCAGCACAGAAACCACGCCCGGCUGCUGAGCGUGUCCACGGAUGGCAAGAUCCUGGUGUGGAGGGAGGAGCGAGACGGUCGGCUGGCCUUGGCCGAAGGAUUCGCCGUGGUGGCUCAGCAGAUCCCUCGCAGCGCUCGGAUGAAGAAGCUCACCUGGGGAGAGGCAGCCGUGGGUGUGACCUCGCUCUCUUUUUCACACUUCGAUCCCCGCGUGUUCGUUGUCGGCGUGGAAGGCGGCUACUCCCUGAAGUGCUCCACGGCAGCAGAGACGCUGGCUCUCCGUCAGAUGGGCAGCUCUGUUCCCCUCAGGGCGCCCGCGGAGCUCGCCUUCUCCCCGCACGCUGGGCCGGUGUACGCCGUGAGCUGCUCGCCCUUCCACAGGAACCUCUUCCUGAGCUGCGGGACUGACGGACAAGUCCACUUGCACUCCAUGUUGCAGACACAACCCCUCGUUUCUCUUCAGUUGUCAAAGAAAUACCUCUUCUGCGUACGCUGGUCUCCAGUUCGCCCACUGGUCUUUGCAGCUGCGUCUGGGGAAGGAGACGUGCACCUGUUUGACUUUGAGAAGAGCUCGCAGAAGCCCACCCUGUCCAUACAGCAGACCGCAGGCGAGCACCCCGUGUACUGUUUAGAAUUCAGCGUCAAGCAAACUCGGCUCUUGGCAGCAGGGGAUGCUACCGGGACCGUCAAAGUCUGGCAGCUGAGCUCUGACUUCACCGAGCAGGGACCCAGGGAAAUGAAUCACCUGGAGCAGCUGGCAAGCGAGGUCGCGGACUAA